Messenger RNA from Dreissena polymorpha, 2249 nucleotides. RefSeq names its product disintegrin and metalloproteinase domain-containing protein 10-like. Gene Ontology annotation, biological process: membrane protein ectodomain proteolysis; Notch signaling pathway. The record is from RefSeq and is a predicted model, not a curated record. Gene Ontology annotation, cellular component: plasma membrane. Lineage: Eukaryota; Metazoa; Mollusca; Bivalvia; Myida; Dreissenidae. Gene Ontology annotation, molecular function: metalloendopeptidase activity. The coding region runs from base 1 to 1833 and encodes 610 amino acids. The transcript is spliced from 12 exons.
AUGACGAAACUGGAGAAACAUCAACCGGAGACUCUUGAAAUAUUAAUCAAGCGCGUCUUUGUCGCCAUAGCGCUUGUCGUCUGCUAUUCAACUGAAACGGAAGCUUCUUUAGAUGAGUGUGGAGGGAAUGUACACGGUAUUAUCACAAAAGACGGUCAUUUUGAGGGCCGAAUAAUUACAAACGAAGACAUUUACCACAUUGAAAGGACAAGUCAUUACAAGAACAUAUCCGAUCCUACACCGUAUCACACGGUGGUGUACAGGCAAUCUGACGUCAUGUUCAAUAUCACCAAUGCGAAAUGCUCACAUGCGCGAAAGAUGAAGACAAGCUCAAUUGCUGGAAAAACGCAAUUCAGUGAUUCAGAUUCAAAACAGACGCACGCCGAUUUCGGUUCUGAAAAAUGGAUGACAAGAAAUUAUCGGCGCUACAAACGAGGCGCCGAUCCCCUGAAAACCACAUGCGAACUUUAUAUGCAGGCUGACCACCUGUUGUACGAGAGAUAUGGAAGUGAUAUGGACACCGUCAUUGAGAAACUGACAUUGCACGUGCAAGUCGUGAACGCUAUUUUUCAAACAAUAGAUUUUGAUGGCAGCGGAAGCCCGGAUAACGUGGGGUUUAUAAUCAAGAAAAUCAAGGUCUGGACGGAUCCAAAGGCGGAAGGAUACAAAUAUAGCGGCAACUAUGACGUGGACUACUUUCUGGACCUACAUUCUAAGGAUAAUUAUGACUCAUUCUGCUUGUCGUACUUAUUUACUUUUAGGGACUUUUCAGACGGUGUUUUGGGUCUCGCGUGGAUAGGAGACUUACAAGGGUCGGGUGGAGUGUGCGAGAAAUAUAAGACAUACCAAGGCAUAGGCAUGAGUCUCAACACCGGCAUUGUGACCACGCUGAACUACGGUUCGGACAUACCGCCGGCAGUCUCAUAUGUGACCUUCGCCCACGAAAUCGGCCACAACUUUGGAUCAGACCAUGACCCGGAUUCCAGUCCCAUCUGCGCUCCGGGAGAUCCAACCGGAAAUUACAUCAUGUAUUCGCACGCGACUCCAGGCACAAAGCCGAACAAUAACAAAAUGUCUAGUUGCAGCAUAGAGUCGAUUGGUCCUAUUUUAGAAGCCAAAGCAUGGAGUGCGGUUGGAUGUUUUGUUCAGAACACGGGUCAGAUAUGUGGUAACCGUGUGGUCGAGGGGGACGAGGAGUGUGACUGCGGGUGGGGCGAGGAGUGCGUCGAGAUCUGCUGCAACCCCCAGGUAGAGAACCCAGGGCUGCCCGGGUUGGAGACCCCGUGCACACGGAAAUCAUCCGCCGAAUGUUCAGGCUCAAUAUGCCUGGCCCACGGUAGAGAACCUUGCUACUGCCCGGGGUCAGACUGGAAGGAUGUUCAGCUAUGUCAGGUGUGCUGUAUGGACGAUGGUGUGUGCAAGUCCUCAUACGUGCUAGAUGACAUACCGGACGCCGCAGCCCUGCCAGGAACGCCGUGUAACGAUCUCAAAGGCUACUGCGACAUAUUCAGGAUAUGCAGAGAGGUUGAUCCGUCCGGCCCACUGAGCAUGCUCAGUCGACUUCUCACCGAAGACGGGUUCUCAAAAGUGUUGGACUACCUGUCAAAGCAUUGGUAUAUCGGCCUAGCUGGUGGACUGGUACUCAUUAUAGUAAUCGUACUUAUGUUCAAAUUCUGCUCAAAAUCCCACAAACUGCUUGAUGACGAUGACGAUAGGCCACCAAAGAGAAGGAUUUUAGCCUUUGCCCACAAUACGCCUCGACAAAUCAGUGCUCUCGGGAAUCGUAACAGAGUAACACCAACCGAUGUGAACAUGGUGGACACGUACAUGUGAUAGUACUCGUUUUGACAAAUUUAUGGAAAUAGAAACAGUUUAUAUAUAAACAAAGUGAGGACCUCCACUUGCACCAGCAGAUCUCCUUUUUAAAUAGUAUAGUGAUAUAACAAUUAACUCACAAAUGGAAUGGUCAAUACAAAUAACAUUGAGGGUUUUAUCAUGUCAACGAUGAACAUAAUGAUAGUGAUUUAAAUGUACUAAAAAUUUCUUGUUAAACAUGAGUCUAAAUUAUGUUAUGAUAUAUAAGGGAAUACGUCUAAAAGAUGUAUGUCAGCUAGAUGGAAAAAUUGCCUGUUUACACGCACUGCUAUGUGGAUGUGGUUUUAGCCUCGCAGCAUUUAGUGUAUUUAUUAUUGCACAAAAUGGUAGCCUUUAUGCCCGUUUUACUAGUGUCCUUUAUUUUGUGUUGAUUG